Messenger RNA from Leptonychotes weddellii (Weddell seal), 1268 nucleotides. RefSeq names its product COMM domain containing 9 (gene COMMD9). The record is from RefSeq and is a predicted model, not a curated record. Lineage: Eukaryota; Metazoa; Chordata; Mammalia; Carnivora; Phocidae.
GUCAGGUGACUUGGGGAAGAUGGCCGCGUUGACAGCGGAGAAUUUCGCGGCGCUCCAGAGCCUGCUGAAGGCCUCCUCAAAAGAUGUUGUCAGACAGCUGUGCCAAGAGAGCUUUUCCAGUUCAGCCCUUGGCUCAAAACAACUCUUGGAUAUUACAUGUUCCAGCUUGUCUGUGACCCAGGAGGAAGCGGAGCAACUGCUCCAGGCUCUGCACCGCCUCACCAGGCUGGCGGUGUUCCGUGACCUGUCCUCUGCUGAGGCGAUCUUGGCUCUCUUUCCUGAAAAUUUCCACCAGAACCUCAAAAACCUACUGACGAAAAUCAUCCUAGAACACGUCUCUACUUGGCGAACGGAAGCCCAGGCACAUCAGAUCUCUCUGCCGCACCUGGUCGACCUGGACUGGAGAGUGGACAUCAAGACCUCCUCCGACAGCAUCAGCCGCAUGGCCGUCCCCACCUGCCUGCUGCAGAUGAAGAUCCAAGAGGAUCCUAGCCUGUGUGGAGACAAACCCUCCAUCUCAGUGGUCACUGUGGAGCUGAGUAAGGAAACUCUGGACACUAUGCUAGACGGCCUGGGCCGCAUCCGCGACCAGCUCUCCGCCGUGGCCAACAAAUGACCCCAGCCGGCUGCCGGGCCCAUGGCCGGGCCCCAGCUGCCGGCCAGCGGUGUGCGCCUCCCAGCCCCCGGGUCACCCCUGUGCAGCAGCUGCGGCCACCGGCAGGGUCGGCAGACAGGCCGGGGGGGACGGCGAGGGGGCUGCCGUCCGGAAGGCACAGCUGCACCGGGAGGAAGCGGCCCUGGCCCCGCGCUGUUCUCCUCCCUCGUCCUCUUUCGUCCUGAAGCUGGUGAGCAGAAGCCCCCAUCUCUGGAAGACGUCCUCACCACUGUGGCAGUGUGAGGGGGCGUCCGCACCGUCAGGUGCCUCUGUGUGGCUGCCUGGAAGAUUCAGGCCCACGUUGUGGAGCUCAUCUAAGAAGUUCCUUUCCAGCACUAGGUCUAAUUAGCCCGUUUCCAGCCCUGGAGCACAGGGAGGGAAUCACGGGGCUGAGGCCAGCAGUUGGCGCUUCUCUGUCACAGAAGCCGGGCAGGGCCUGUAGAGCCCUGGGGCCCCCCGCCGGCCCAAGUCCAGAGCCUUCCUGAGCCCCUCAACCGUGCGGGCCCCCUUCCAGCGUAGGGAGUCUGGAAUGGGUGAAGCCACAAGGCCCGUCCUUGAUAUAAUGCCAGGGGAAACAAGUGGGAGUGAUGGAAAUAAAUAAUCGUUCUAAAAA